Messenger RNA from Salvia hispanica, 1534 nucleotides. RefSeq lists its product as uncharacterized. Lineage: Eukaryota; Viridiplantae; Streptophyta; Magnoliopsida; Lamiales; Lamiaceae. The record is from RefSeq and is a predicted model, not a curated record.
CUCAUCUACAUCUCUCCUCCUCCUCCUCCUCUCAUCUACCUCUCUCCUCCUCCUCCUCCCAUCUACCUCUCUCCUCCUCCUCCUCUCUCGCCAUCUACCUCCUCCUCACUCGCAAUCUAUCUCCUCCUCAAUUAUUCAGAUCUAGAUCUAUGUUUUGUCAAUUGUUUUUUAUUUAUUUAUUUAAAGUAUGUGUUUUAUAUGAUUUUACUUCCGACAGGACCGAAGAUGGUUCUACGACGGCAUUCAUUCAACUGGGUAAAACUCGAAGUAAGCCCAUAAGGAUGGGCUUAUGGGCUUAUGGGCCCACCCCAGCCUAUAAGCCCAUCACGUAUAAUCCAGUCAAUUCGCGCCCCUAUUCCAUUUCAAUUCGAUUAGCGCUUAACAAGUCAGUUCCUCACCAAGAAGAGCAUCAAUUGCUCUCAAUUCGAAAAUCUCUUCGCCUCACUCAUUCCCCAAUCACAACAACAUGCAACUACGAGCAAUGUCUGCUAAAUUUUUCGUCAAUGCUUCAGUGUUCUCUCCAUGGAGAAUGGGGCAGAAUGCCCUAUUCUCAAGCAAAGGGAAAGGGAGUAAAGGGGUUAACAACAAGAAGUCUGGUUCCAGAGGGAGAAAUCCCCGCAGGACUGAGAAACGUGAAUCUCGAGUUACACCUCGAUCAUUUGCAGAAAAAGUCCUGAGGAAAGAAAAGAAGGCCAAGGGCGCCACUACAAAUGAAAAGAUUUCCGAAGAAGAGAGGAUGCUCCUUCAAUACCGAAGGUUCUUCUGCAAUCACGUUAUAUGCGGGUUUUGGAAGGAGCAUAAUGCUCUCUCAUCUUUUACUAAGAUGAAAUCACAUUGGAUUGCUGUCCAUUCUUACCUAGGGAAGAAACAUUGCCCAUUUUGUGGUAAUGCUAUCAUAGAUGAACUUCCUUGCGCCUCAUUUGGGCUUCAUUGCCCAUUGUACAGCCACAACAGCCUCGAUAUGUUUUAUAAUUACCUGCGUGAUGUCCGUAAGAAGGAGCUGGAGGACCAGGGCCAUGGGGAAGAGCAGGGCCAUUGGGAGGAGAGGGCCUGGGCCAGGGCCACGGGGAGGAGCUGGGCCAGGGCCAGGGCCACGGGGAGGAGCAGGGCCAGGGCCAGGGCUACGGGGAGGAGCAGGGCCAGGGCCACGGGGAGGAGCAGGGCCAGGGCCACGGGGAGGAGCAGGGCCAGGGCCAGGGCUACGGGGAGGAGCAGGGCCAGGGCCAGGGCCACGGGGAGGAGCAGGGCCAGGGCCACGGGGAGGAGCAGGGCCAGGGCCACGGGGAGGAGCAGGGCCAGGGCCACGGGGAGGAGCAGUGCCAGGGCCAGGAAAUUUGUCAAAAAUAAGGGAAGGUUAACAUGUUGAGUUUAGAAGUGUCUUGAUGAGAUACUUGAUGAGAUACUUGAUGAGAUACUUGAUGAGAUAAGGAAUGUUAACAUGCUGAGUUUAAACACAUGUCUUGAUGAAAUACUUGAUUACUAGCGUUUAGUAAAUUGACUACUAUUCCUUAUUACAUAAAAUGGUUUUACUUCA